AUGGAGCAUGCGAGCAAAUACACCGCUGUCAAGGAGCUCCGCUACGGAGAAAAAUUCUACAACAUCACCGCUUAUGCGGCGCUUCCCGAGGACACCGUCAAGGGGAUUGAUUGUACCAAGGUAUCGUACUAUGUUUACUACCACGGCGCCGAAUACCGCUGCUUCAUACACAAGAAGCGGCACGAAGUGUGCGACGGGCGCGGCAGGCUCGGCCAUCGCACGGACGUCUGCCCAGCACCCGAAAAAAAGAUCUGCAAGAUCUGCGGCACCAAAGUCCCGUCCGAAAACCAUCAUUGUGAACCCAAGUGCGCACUUUGUGGCCGGGAUCAUCCGACCGGCGACAAAAAGUGCCGACCCCUUUUCCAGACUCCCUACCUUCUCAAGAAGCGGAAGUGGGAAAAGCAACAGAUACAGAACAACCGUCGACGACCACAAAAAGGCUUAGGCAACCCAGCCUCGACGCCGUCCAUACUCAAGAAAAACGAACCCGCGGAGACACGCCAGGCCAGGGCGAAAGCCCUUUACAAACUAUACGAAAAGUCCGAGGACGUGGUGUACGUAGAUGCGGCCGAUUACGCGAGUCGCGACGCCAUGGCCUUCGUGGUAGUCAAUCGACAGAGAAAUUCCAUCGCUUCCGGCUCGCUUCGCACGAGCGAAACGGAGGCGGGUGAAGAGACGGCCAUUGCCCUGGCAAUGACGGCCUCCACGAAAAUCAAAUACGUAGUGAGCGACUCCAAGUCUGCCAUUCUAGAUUACGCGAGAGGACGAAUCUCACCAGAGGCGUCUGCAAUCGUUAAAUCUGGCUUCCGCAACGACGCGCGGACCGGCAAGAUCUACCUGAUAUGGGCACCUGCCCACUCCGACCUGGCCGGGAACGAAUGCACGCACGAUGCCGCUCGAGGCUUCACCGACCGAGCAGACAUCGACCCUAACACCACAUUUGCGCAUUCGCUCCGAUGUUCGGGCAAGGAUCGGCUCGUGUCCUACAGGGACAUUACAAAUCAUUACCGAAUGGGGCAGGGCCGCUUUCCCCCCGCUCACUCAUCACAGAAUAAGAGGCAAUCCGUAGUAUGGAGACUUCUCCAAACGAAUUCGCACCUAAACCCGGUUACGUAUAGCUACUGCUACUCAGGGCAAUAUUCGUACAAAUCCCACAAAUGUAAAGAAAGAGCGGACCUAGCACAUACGCUAUGGGCUUGUCCACAGGCGGUGGCACCAGGUCGCAGAAUCACUCAGGUAGAGCAAUGGGAGACCGUGUUGCUCAGCUCCGACCCAGCUGAUCAAAACUGGGCCAUCCAGCUGGCCGAAGACGCUGCUAGAGCCCAAGGGCUCUUGGCCGACGCCUAG
This is a messenger RNA of Ixodes scapularis (black-legged tick), 1347 nucleotides long. RefSeq lists its product as uncharacterized. The transcript is spliced from 3 exons. The record is from RefSeq and is a predicted model, not a curated record. NCBI's taxonomy places the organism in Eukaryota, Metazoa, Arthropoda, Arachnida, Ixodida, Ixodidae. Bases 1 to 1347 code for a protein of 448 amino acids. Gene Ontology annotation, molecular function: nucleic acid binding.